Molecule: messenger RNA, 1089 nt
Organism: Microthlaspi erraticum
Lineage: Eukaryota; Viridiplantae; Streptophyta; Magnoliopsida; Brassicales; Brassicaceae
Source: the annotation of a GenBank genome assembly
AUGUUCUUCUCUCAGAAAUCAAACCCGUCUCUCUCAUCUGAGAACGCGUUUCUGCCUCGCGGCGCCGGCGGUUUGAGAACCGGCGUUUCCUGCAGCUGGAACCUCGAGAAGAGAUGCAAUCGGUUCGCCGUCAAGUGCGACGCCGCCGUGGCGGAGAAGGAGACCACCGAGGAAGGUUCCGGUGAGAAGUACGAGUACCAAGCUGAGAACCCGCGUUUGCUUUCUCUCUCUCUCUCUCUUUCCUCCCGCCUUUACUCUCUCUCUCCUCUCGAGUCUCCCGCUCCUCUCUCCUCGGGCUCUCCUCCAUCUUCCAAAUCGAGCUCUCUGAAGCUUAUCCCGGUCGUCCCAAGCUCCUUCUUUUCCCUGUCAAUCAUAAUCUCGUUGCUUCGGUACCGUAGUCGGCGUAAUUCGCAGCCGCAGGGAGAAAAAAACAACUCAGUACUCUGCAUUAGCAAAGAACGUAAUGCAGGGCUUGAAUCGAAGCGAACCGAUAUGAUGGGUGACGACGUCAGCUUACAUUUCAAAUGCAAAGGUAUCUUGUACAGUUUAUUGGUGAAGACAUCAACGAACGAGAUAACACUAUUGAUGGUAAAAGCUUUGAUAUGCAAGAAGUUUGGGUGGGAUGAAAAAAUGGUGGAAUUGAAAUUGAGAUACAUUCCCCUGAUUGUGAGAUGCGACGAAUACACGACCGUAGCUUCUGAUGACGAUCUCAGGUGCUAUCUAAGUUCAGUUGAUCCCCAAGGCUGUAGAUGUAUGUUGCAUGUAGAGGUCACGGCUUCCUCAACACAGCCCACAGCGCAAGUAUCUAGAGCAGAGAAGGAAAGUUCUGUUGGUGUGAACUAUAAUGAUGAUGAAAUUGGAGGUAAUGCCGUGGCUCUAUAUGUAGGCAACAACGUCGAAGCAGAACAAGAAGAGGAGGCAGAACAAGAAGAGGAAGCAGAACAAGAAGAGGAGGAGAUGCAGAGCAUGAAGAGGAGGAGAAUGCAGAGCAUGAAGAGGAAGCAGAAAAAGAAGCUCAGGAGAUGGAUGAGGAUGAUGUUACAGGCGAAUAUAGGCACAACGAAUAUGAUGAACCACCUGUUGUACUAG